AUGGACAAGACCAAGAAAAAGAGUCAUGUCAAUGGAAAAUACAAGAAAACUAAACCAGAUAAUUGUGACGAUACUGUAACAACGUGCUGCUUUUGUAUAAAAACUAAAAAAAGUAAAAAGAAAAGCCUUAUAGCUGGAUGUAUAACAAAUCUCGGAAUAUUUAUAGUUCUUCUCAUUUAUACCUUAUUAGGGGCAUUUAUUUUCUUAGCUAUCGAAGGAGGUGCUGCUAAAGUACACCAGAAAACUUUAGCGACUACAUCUUACCAAGCUACUGAAAGUAAGAAACCUAUUGCCCUGUCUAAAGUAAAUAAUAGCAUCGCCCAAGCAUCAGCUGAAUUAAGAUCACAAACUGUAGAGAGUAUAUGGGAGAUAACGGUUUCACUAAACAUUUUAUAUAAAGAAAAUUGGACAAGACUUGCAGCUCAAGAAAUUGCGAGAUUCCAAGAUAAAUUGGUCGCCAGAGUGACUGCUGAUGUAACUGAACAGUAUGGAGGUGCAAGAGCUUUGGAGUCAGCACCAGCUCUUGUAUCAGAUGACUACGAAUGGAACUUUUCUAAAGCAUUUUUAUAUUCACUAACUGUUCUUACUACUAUCGGCUACGGUAGUGUGGCUCCUAAAACUGCAUUAGGCAAAAUAGUCACUAUAGGAUAUGCCGUUGUAGGUAUACCUUUAACGCUUCUAUAUUUAUCAGUGGUUGGAGCUCUCCUAUCUAGAGUAGCCAGAAGCAUAUUCAGUAGAACUCUGUGUUGCUGUCUUUGUGUCAAGUGUGGGUACUGCUGUCUCGACGAAAGUGCAAUCACAUCAAAAGAAAGGAAGGAAAAAGUAAGACGACCAGAAGAUUUUAGAACUCAAACUUUGCACCUACAAGAACCUUAUUACGUUCGAUCACCAUCUGGUACAAUUAUAUCAGCAUCCCAAGCUAACAGCCUUAGCACAAAUUCUAUAAAAGAUAAAAACGUGGGAUUAAAUUUUCUCAGAGAUUGUGAUUCUAUGAGUUGUACAGAUACCGAUUCAAAGGUUUCACUAAGUGGUUUUUCAAUUCUCGCUCCAAUUUCAUUAUGCCUAGCUGCUAUUUUCACUUACAUUUCUUUCGGCGCCUUCAUUCUCUAUCAGCUGGAGGGUUGGAGCCCAGUAGAUGGAAUUUACUUUUGUUUUAUGAGCUUGAGUACAAUCGGUUUCGGUCACUUAGCUCCUGGUAUGACUCAAAGAAACGGUGCAUCAUCAGGUACAGUUUGGUUCUGUUCCAUUUACAUUAUAACUGGUCUCGCUCUGACUGCUAUGUGUUUUAAUAUACUUCACGAUGAAAUAGUUCAUCGACUGAGACAUCAUGAAAAAAUUAUGAAGAGUGCUACUCAAAAAGUGAUGACACCGGAAUUCCUACAAAGGUCCUGA
Pieris macdunnoughi is the source of this 1392-nucleotide messenger RNA. The record is from the annotation of a GenBank genome assembly. NCBI's taxonomy places the organism in Eukaryota, Metazoa, Arthropoda, Insecta, Lepidoptera, Pieridae.